Molecule: messenger RNA, 2216 nt
Organism: Clupea harengus (Atlantic herring)
Lineage: Eukaryota; Metazoa; Chordata; Actinopteri; Clupeiformes; Clupeidae
Gene: usp22
Product: ubiquitin specific peptidase 22
Biological process (GO): protein deubiquitination
Molecular function (GO): cysteine-type deubiquitinase activity; zinc ion binding
Source: RefSeq, a predicted model, not a curated record
AAGCUCCUGCGCUCUCUUCCGACGUUACUCUUGUGGCCAAUUGCUGAUGAAUGCUUGCUUUUAAUUAAGACGGGCUCCUUCCACUACCAAUCACAGCAUGGUAUUUCUGACAGUAGGCGGGACGUCAACAGGAAACGCCAGAAAUGAAAUCCAACCGAUUAAACGAACUAGCCUGUGUUUUGGCCUAUGAGAGCACGCUUUUAUACCGAUUGCGUUGCUUAUGGUACUCAGUUGAAUUCCAUUACCGUCCACUAAAGUAAUCGAGUUGGACAUACAUUAUUGCCGAAGCAUACAGAGGGAGGUCUGCCGUUUUUUUAUGUGGAUGUUUUGCAGAGGAGUUGUGUCUCUGGAACAGUAACUGUUAAGACAGUCGGAGGAUUUGCCUUGAUGUGUUCCGAACACAUCCUCCCUCGGCGGCCCGUGGCUACCCUCACAGCCAACCGAAUCGGAACAAUCUGUGGGUUAUUCUGCUCGACUCGGUGAGGCACGUUUUGGGAAGUAGACGUCUGGAAACUGGAUGCCGCUUCCGUGACGUCAUGAGUCCAGCGGGGUGCUCGCACGUGAGCGGAUUCAAGGUGGACAACUGGAGGCAGAACAUGCGCGUGAUCUACCAGUGCUUUGUGUGGAGCGGGGCGCCAGAGACCAGGAAACUAAAGGCUAAGUCGUGUGUGUGUCACAUGUGCGGGGUCCAUCUGAACCGGCUGCACUCCUGCCUCUACUGCGUCUUCUUCGGAUGCUUUUCCAAGAAACACAUCCAUGAACACGCCAAAACAAAGAGACACAACCUGGCUGUAGACCUCCUGUAUGGGGGCGUGUUCUGUUUCCUGUGCCAAGACUACAUCUAUGAUAAAGACAUGGAGCUGAUCGCCAGAGAAGAACAGAGGAAAGCCUGGAAACUGCAGGGUGUGGGGGAGAAGUUCUCCACAUGGGAGCCCACCAAACGAGAGCUGGAGCUGCUGAGAAACAACCCUAAGAGACGCAAGAUCACCAGCAACUGCACCAUCGGGUUGCGUGGUCUGAUUAAUCUGGGGAACACCUGCUUCAUGAACUGCAUAGUUCAGGCGCUUACCCACACUCCCCUGCUGAGAGACUUCUUCCUGUCUGACCGCCACAAGUGUGAGAUGCAGGCUAACUCCUGCCUGGUGUGUGAGAUGUCCCAGCUCUUCCAGGAGUUCUACUCCGGCCAUCGCUCUCCUCACAUUCCCUUCCGGCUGCUGCACCUGGUGUGGACUCACGCGCGCCACCUAGCGGGCUACGAGCAGCAGGACGCCCACGAGUUCCUCAUCGCCGCGCUCGACGUGCUGCACAGACACUGUAGAGAUGACAAUGGGAAGAAGGCCAACAACCCAAACCACUGCAGCUGCAUCAUCGACCAGAUCUUCACUGGAGGCCUGCAGUCCGAUGUCACCUGCCAAGAAUGCCAUGGCGUUUCCACGACGAUAGACCCGUUCUGGGACAUCAGUCUGGACCUGCCUGGUUGCUCCGCCCCCUUCUGGCCACUCAGCCCCGGAACCGACCCCAAUGGAGAACACCACGGAACCGACGCCAACGGAACCGGCACAACUACACUAACAGACUGCCUGCGCAGAUUCACUAGGCCGGAGCACUUGGGGAGCAGCGCUAAGAUCAAGUGCAGUGGUUGCCAUAGCUACCAGGAGUCCACCAAACAGCUGACCAUGAAGAGGCUGCCCAUAGUGGCAUGUUUCCACCUGAAGCGCUUUGAGCACUCUGCCAAGCUGAGGAGGAAGAUCUCUACCUACGUCUCCUUCCCUCUGGAGCUGGACAUGACUCCCUUCAUGGCCUCCAGUAGGGAGAGCAGGAUGAAUGGACAGUACCAGCAGCAACUGGAUUCUCUAAACAACGACAACAAGUAUUCAUUGUUUGCAGUAGUCAACCACCAGGGGACGCUAGAGAGCGGUCACUAUCUCACGUUCAUCCGGCAGCACAAGGACCAGUGGUUCAAGUGUGAUGAUGCCAUCAUCACCAAAGCUAGCAUUGGAGACGUGCUCAGCAGCGAGGGGUACCUGCUCUUCUACCACAAGCAGUUUCUGGAGUAUGAGUGACGUAUCUGACCACGCCCACAACUUUGAAUCAGCCAAUCAGCUACUGCUCCUACCAGGAGGGCGGUCCAGUCAUGAGAGAGAGAGAGAGAGAGACACACACACACUAUCUCUCUCUUACGCUUGGACACGCGAGGCGUUUCAUCAGACCAGAGA